UAAACGGCUCAUCAAGGAAGUGUGCUCUAUUACCAGAGUUAUUUUAGUGUAACCGUUCACCCCCCUGUCCGACACUCCCCCUCCAAGUCUGCCUGGCUGUGACACACAUUCUCCCUCCACAUGAACAGCUCUGUUGUCGCUCACUCUCUUUCUCUUUCCCUCUCGCUCCGUCACACAUGGACUAAAAGUUAGACAAACUGGGGAGAGGCGUGGAUGGUUGUUUACCUGCUUCCAUCAGCCACUGCAGAGGGACAGUGAAAAGGGGACCCAGAAGCUGUGGGUUGUCAUGGACACCUUUUUCCGCCGGCACUUUAGACUGAAAGGGGCUGGGCAAUCCCGACAAAGACGGCCUGGCGUGGCAGUGCCCACAAGCAAGGCUCGCCGGCGCUCCAGUGUUGGACUGCCCUCUGCUGGCCUGGUCCAACGUAGACGCUCUAGUGUGGGACUGCCAUUCACAGGUCCUGUCGGACACAGAAGAUCCAGUGUAGGCCUGUCGCCGACGGCUCAAGCCCAACGAAGACACUCCAGUGUUGGCCUGCCGUCAGGUUAUGUGGGCCGUAGAUUCUCCAGUGUGGGCUUGGCCUGCGCUGCUCACCAACAACGCAGGCACUCCAGCGAGGUGCAGGGGGGGCACUGUUGUUAUGGAGGCGGGAAGCUAGUGAGGACCAGAUACUACACCAGGCGUCGUUCUAGCACCACCGUGGCCUGUGUCAACCCCCGCUUCUCUGUCCGCCGCCGGCAAGCUGGCAAGCUCCGAACCAUCGACACCCACCUGCUGGGGCCCUCCAUGCUGCUGGCCAGCCUGGUCCAGAUGAGUGAGGAGCAGCAGAAGGGGGCACCAGAGGCGCAGGGCGGUGAGGGGGCGUCAGGAGAGGACACUGAGAGCUGCCCCUCCUCGUGCUGCUCCGAGUCAGAGGGGGACAGCUGCAGUCAGAGAGAGUGUAGCGCCAGGUCAGAGGGCAGCGGGAGUGAACGAGAGGGGACUGCGGCAUCAUCAUCAUCAUAUCCAGAGGGAGAGAGGACGUGGGAGGACUGGAAUCAGGCUCAUAGUAUGGCAGCCUUAACGAUGGAGAGCAUCCAGCCCCGGCCCCUGAGCCGCGCCCUGCGCUGCCUGCGCCGUAACUCCUCUCAGCUGGUGCCGGCAGAGGCAGUGCACCGUAGCAGGGCGGUCUACGGUGUGCACGGGCGUUAUCGACACUCCAGCCAGUUACGGAGGCCUUCCACCAUCUCCAACAGCGCCUGGCCAGGCAGGCUAGUCCACCCGCCCAGCCGCAGGAGCUCUAUAGUGACCUGCCACUCCUCCCGUUCCCUGUAUAGGAACUGUUCCGCCUGCUGGAAACCCAGGGGCCGCAGGGAGUCCCUCAGCCCCCUGCAGGGCAUCUACUAUGACCCCCGCCUGGAGACUUGGAGUGGGUUCGUCUCGAAGGCCAUCGCUAAAUCGGGUCUACAGCACCUGUCUGCCCAGCCCAGUGCCUCAGCCCUGGCCAAGUUUGACCCAGACAGGGAGAUCCGGAGCAGCUGUGACUGGACCGAGAACGCCCUGUAUGGGGAGCACAUCUGGUUCGAGACCAAUGUCUCUGGGGACUUCUGUUACGUCGGAGAGCAGCACUGCUUCGCCAAGACACUGCAAAAAUCUGUAGCCCGGAAAAAGUGUGCAGCCUGCAAGAUAGUGGUUCACACAAUCUGCAUAGAGCAGCUAGAAAAGUUAUUCGACACCAAGGCUAUUCCAAAUGAAGCCAGCCUGCUUAUCGAAGACCCCAACUUUAGAAUCAACUUUAGGUGUAAACCGUCAUUCAGGGAAUCGGGGUCUAGGAAUAUACGAGAGCCAGUCCUCCAAAGACAAGGUGCUCUAAAGUGCCACAGGCGGAUGGCUAACUGCAUGGCCACCCCUUUCCUGAGCCAGUCCCAGCCCACCGUAGUGCGGCACCAUUGGGUGCACCGGAGGCGCCAGGAUGGGAAGUGUCGGCAGUGCGGGAAGGGUUUCCAGCAGAAGUUUGCCUUUCAUAGCAAAGAGAUUGUGGCCAUCAGCUGUUCGUGGUGUAAACAGGCAUAUCACAACAAGGUGUCCUGCUUCAUGCUGCAGCAGAUCGAGGAGCCCUGCUCCCUGGGUGCCCAUGCCUCUGUGAUCGUACCCUCUACCUGGAUCCUCCGGGUCCGCAGACCUCAGACCUCACUAAAGUCGAGUAAAAAGAAAAAACGGACCUCGUUUAAGCGCAAGUCCAGCAAAAAGGGAGUAGAGGAGGCGCGCUGGAAGCCCUUCAUAAUUAGACCCAUUCCCUCUCAGCUCAUGAAGCCGCUGUUGGUGUUUGUCAACCCGAAGAGUGGGGGAAAUCAGGGAGCCAAGAUUAUCCAGUCGUUCAUGUGGUACCUGAACCCCCGCCAAGUAUUCGACCUGAGUCUGGGAGGACCCAAGGAUGGGUUAGAAAUGUACCGUAAGGUGCAUAACCUGAGGAUACUGGCAUGCGGAGGUGAUGGCACGGUGGGCUGGAUCCUGUCUGCUCUGGACCAGCUCCAGUUGAACCCCCAGCCUGCAGUAGCCAUCCUGCCUCUGGGGACAGGCAACGACCUGGCCAGGACCCUCAACUGGGGUGGUGGUUACACAGAUGAGCCGGUGUCUAAGAUCCUGUCUCAUGUAGAGGAUGGAAACAUCGUCCAGCUCGACCGGUGGAAUCUAGUAGUGGAGCCCAACCAGGAUGCUGGUGCAGAGGAGAGGGAUGAGCAGCAGACCGAUAAGCUCCCCCUCGACGUCUUCAACAACUACUUCAGCCUCGGCUUCGACGCACACGUGACACUAGAAUUCCACGAGUCUCGAGAGGCCAACCCGGAGAAAUUCAACAGCCGCUUUCGGAACAAGAUGUUCUAUGCAGGGACGGCCUUCUCAGACUUCCUCAUGGGCAGCUCCAAAGACCUAGCCAAACACAUCAAGGUCGUGUGCGAUGGCACCGACCUCACCUCAAAAGUUCAGGAUCUGAAGCUGCAGUGUUUGGUGUUCCUCAACAUUCCCAGAUACUGUGCUGGUACCAUGCCAUGGGGAAACCCAAGCGAGCACCAUGACUUUGAGCCACAACGGCACGACGACGGCUGCAUUGAAGUUAUCGGCUUCACCAUGACCUCUCUGGCAGCACUGCAGGUUGGAGGUCAUGGUGAGCGGCUGAACCAGUGCAGAGAGGUGACCCUCACCACCUACAAGUCCAUCCCCAUGCAGGUAGAUGGGGAGCCGUGCAAGCUAGCCCCUUCCACCAUCCGGAUCUCCCUGAGAAACCAAGCCAACAUGGUGCAGAAGGCCAAGAGGAAGACCUCUAUACCGCAGCUCAACGACCAGCAGCCCUUCCCGGAGAGAUUAAGGAUCCGGGUGAACCGUAUUAGCAUGCACGACUAUGAGGCCCUGCAUUACGACAAGGAGAAACUUAAAGAAGCCUCUAUCCCGCUGGGCCUCAUCGUUGUCCCGGGAGACAGUGACCUGGAAACAUGUCGCUCCCACAUUGAGAGGCUCCAAGAGGAGGAUGAGGGAGCUAAGUCAAAGACCCUUUCCUCGCAGAAGCUUUCGCCAAAGUGGUGCUUCUUGGACUCCACAACUGCAGAUCGAUUUUACAGAAUUGAUCGUGCUCAGGAACACCUGAACUAUGUGACCGAGAUAUCCCAAGACGAGCUCUUCAUCCUGGACCCUGAGCUGGUCGUCAUGGAGACGGUGAGCACCUCACCAGGGAUGCCUGAUCUGGUGGAUUCUUCUGGUGAAUUCCCGGAGGCGUCUCCCAAGUUUGGAUUCCCGUCCUCCUCCUCUUCUCCUCCCCCCUCACCGGGACCCAGGAUCAUGGAGCUUCAGAAGACCACUCAGAGGAAGCGAAUAUCCAGCGACAGCUCGGUGGUGGAGGCACUGGCACAUAACGACUCUCUCAGGUCCAGUAAGCCUGCCCUCACCAGGGCCGGAUGUAUCCAUCGGUCUAACACUACUGCAGCUGAGAUCAACCCAACAUCGAGGUCGGAGAAGAAUUCACUGUGCAAUACAGACAAAGUAUCACCAGAAGUGUUGAUUGAAUGUGUGAAGAGCAAGGACCAUCUGAAGCUGAAGGAGCUGCACAAACUGGGAGCCGACCUGUCACUGCAGGACCCCCCAGGAUGCACCCUGCUCCACUAUGCUGUGGACACUGGUAGCAAGGACACUGUCAAAUACAUCUUGGACAAUGCACCCACAGAUAUCCUGGAUGUAACAGAAAAAGAAAAUGGGGAGACAGUGUUGCACAAAGCAGCGUCACUGUGUCAGAGGACUAUCUGUCACUACCUGGUAGAGGCAGGGGCAUCCCUCAUGAAGACCGACUUACAGGGUGACACACCAAAGCAUCGUGCAGAGAAGGCCAAGGAUGCAGAGCUGGCAGCCUACCUGGAGAACCGGCAGCACUACCAGAUGAUCCAGAGAGAGGACCAGGAGACAGCCGUGUAACUGCUCCCUGACCUCCAGCACCACUUCCCUAUCACCUAACCCUGUGCCAAACCUACUUUAGCUAAAAAAGGAAACUCACCAGAGAAGACAGUCAAAAGGGAGCGAGUGUUGUAUUCUCCUGCUAGGGAGUUGGUUGGAGUUCUACCAGAUGAGAGAUUCGUCAGGUCCACCACGUGAGAUGCUUGUGACCAGUGGACUUGAUUAUUG
Molecule: messenger RNA, 4645 nt
Organism: Oncorhynchus masou masou (cherry salmon)
Lineage: Eukaryota; Metazoa; Chordata; Actinopteri; Salmoniformes; Salmonidae
Product: diacylglycerol kinase zeta-like
Exons: 36
Coding region: 287-4438 (1383 amino acids)
Biological process (GO): intracellular signal transduction; lipid phosphorylation; regulation of synaptic transmission, glutamatergic
Cellular component (GO): nucleus
Molecular function (GO): ATP-dependent diacylglycerol kinase activity; protein binding
Source: RefSeq, a predicted model, not a curated record